GUGUCCCCUUUAAAUCGUGUUUUAGGAGACGAUGGCUCGGUUCCGUUCAGACAGGAGAUGGGACAGCAGCAGAGACGCUUCGGUCGGACUUGCAGAGGCUGCUGUUCCCAGACAGGAAAUGCGGCUGGUUUCGUUCAUGUCUGUGGCAGAAACUCCGCUUCAAACUCCGAACCAGCGACCAGCUGAUGACUAAUAGCAUUCACUGACGCAUUUCGUGGGUUAUUUUUAUUUUUUAUUUUUUCCCCAGCUGAAGAAAUCAUGACAGGAACUUUGGUGUUUUCAUGUCUGAUUCUUCUGGCUGACGUGAUGUUUGCAGACGUGCUUCAGCACCAAGGACAGCGGCUGCUGCGCAGUAAAUCAGCAGCUUCACGGCCUCUGUUACACGAGCAGACAUGACGGCUGCAGACAUCUCCUUCGUUUUGUGGAUUUCUGCCAUCGUCUCUGCCGGACUCUGCUGUCCAGAGCGCUGCACCUGCACAGACAAACACAGUCGACAUUUUGCUGAGUGCUCUUACAAAGACCUAACGGAGGUCCCUGAAGGUUAUCUCCCAAAUGUAACGACCAUCAGUCUUUCUUCCAACAGGAUCCGUUUUAUUCCUUUGGGCAGCUUUGAUAAUGUGACCCAGGUGACCUCCCUGUGGAUGGCCUACAACGAGAUCAUCUCUAUCGAAGAAGGAAGCCUCCUGCCUUUGGUUCAUCUGCGUAACUUUGACAUCAGCCACAAUAGGAUUGUAGACUUCCCCUGGGAGGAUCUGCAGAACCUCACAGCUUUGCAGCUGCUGAGGAUGAACCACAACGAGAUGGCCAACCUGCCGAGAGAUGCCUUUUCCAACCUCAAAGACCUGAGGUCCCUCCGGCUCAACAAUAACAAGUUUGUGACCAUAGCUGAAGGGACAUUUGACGGUUUGGUGUCUUUAUCACAUUUGCAGAUUUAUAACAAUCCUUUUGCAUGUUCCUGCUUCUUGGACUGGUUCAGAGACUGGAUAUCAACCACCACCAUCACAGUUCCAGAUCAGAGUAUGAUCACAUGUGCAACUCCAGAGGAGCUCAAAGGUGAACCAAUCCUAAAACUACCUGAGUCAAAGUGCAUGAGUCCAAAUGUCACAGUAGUGAUUGAACCAAAUACUCACACCGCAGCCUUCUACGAGGGCAGUGAGCUGGUUCUGACCUGUGCGUUCAGAGGAAACCCGAAGCCUCUGCUGACGUGGAACAUUCACGGCAGAAAGCAGAAACACUCACUCACGGUGGACGGUUCUGCAGAGUCUUCCAAAGACUUUGGAAACUCCAUUAGAGUCUUUGGCAAUGGGACUCUUCUCAUCUCACAACUCGGACAAGAAGAUGCUGGAAACUACAGCUGCUCUGCUGAAAAUGAGUUAGGUAGAGCUGAGGAUUCAGUGUUGGUGAAGGUGAUGGCCAGUCCAAAGCCAACACCCACCAGACCAAUCACCACAACAUUUACCCCUAAAACAUUUAAACAAACAGACAAAACCUCUAUUUUUGAUUCCCUGCAUCGACCCGAUGUGAAGAGAAAAGACUCUCAGACCCACAUGCCCACUUUUCACCCGGCAGCAGAAAUCAGUCCCAAAUCUUAUGAAGACACAACCAGAUUUCUUCCACGUUCCAGCAAAUGUGGCCCGACGGCUAACACAAAAAACAUCUCCAGCCACGUCUUAAAUGGGAGCGUUGAUGACAUGAAGCAGUACACAUUCGACUUUGGUGUCAUUGCUAUAGGUGUGUCGGAAACAGAGGCAACAGUGCGUCUCAAUGCUCUCCUCAUACCUACAGAAAGGAGCAGCAGCCAAGUCAUGUCCAACAGCUUCCAGACCAACAGUGAGGAGCACUCUGACUUUCCAGAUGCCUUUGACAAUGUUGGAUCCAACGGUUUGUACCUGUGCAUCGCGGCAGAUGGCAAACACUCCGCCGUGCAGUGGUCUAGGAUCAAAGAAGGCAUCAACACAUAUCUGUUCAGUGGUUUGAGACCUGGCACCAACUACUCCCUGUGUCUGACCUACAGGGGGGAGGACUGCAGAGUCCAGGUCCUGUUUGCCACCAGAAGGGUGGUACCAAACCUGCUCAUCAUCAUCUCAGUCAGCAUCUGCCUCCUUACCGUGUCCACUGUGCCUCUGCUCGGUGCCACUUGCUUCCACCUGGUGUAUACGUACCGCAGCAAGACCUACAAGCUGAUCCUGAAGGCCAAAGACCAGUACCAUCUGGAGAGGAACCUGACAGCUAACUUUAACACCCGUCACACCAAGGUUCAGAGGAAGAUCACUGAGGAGGAGAUGGAGAGCAUAGACGACAGGAAUAAAGAGGCAGACACAGAGGAAAGUGUUGUUACUGAGUCUUUUACUUUGUCUCACAGCAGACAUCCAGACGACUGCGAGGUCGGAUCAGAGUACAGUGACAGGUUGCCUUUAGGAGCUGAAGCUGUCAAUAUCACUAACAACUACAGAUAUCUUGAUGAGUAAACGGAGGAUCUGUUGGUCCUAAACAUGUUUUUGCAUUUGUGACAUGUUAAUAUUCUAUGCUGAGAUUCUGUUCUGCUCCACGCUGAUCCGACAUGAGUUGAGCUGUUAAAGUCCGUGACAGGAGGGAGAACCUUUGUGUUCUCUAAACGUGGUUUUCUAUUUAUGGAAUUGGCCGCUACAGCAAAACAAUCAUUGGACUAGCACAGGAGGAUGAAAUUACCUGAACAACAGUUAAAAUGAGCCGAUCACCAUUUUAGCUGUUAACAAGACAAGCUGUUUCUUUUUAUCAAAUUGUAUUCAUGCUAAAUUUGUUUCAUGGUGCCAGUGUGUGGAGAUAGCGAUGGAGUAACCAGACAGAACCGUCUUUUAAAUUUCAGUUGCAAUAAAUAAAGUUAAUAAAAAAAAGACCUGAUUUAAUUAGGUUAUUUCAUAAAGAUCACUGUUUUUCAUUUUUCACUGAAGAAACAAUUCUUCAUUUUGUUCUUUGUCUAAAAGGUGACACUGUACCAAAUGGAAAGGUCACGUCAUGUUUAGAAAUAAAAGAGAAAAAGGAAAUUCACUCCCGGUAACACAAGUCCGUUCAGUAAAAGCACCGUCUCGCUGCUAAUCUGUAAUUAAUAAAGCUUCAGUUUUAAACUAAACCAACACAUCUAGAAAUGAUGGAGUUUGAACGAUUCUGGUCAGAUCUUGGAAAUAACAUCAUAUAAUACUGUACAUGUGUUGUAGUAAAACAUGAACCUUUAGCCCAAAUGCCUGUAAACAAUGAACACACACUUCACACACGUAGUUACACAACAGCUGUAGAACUAAGUGCAGAACUAAGUGUAGAAUUAAGUGUUUCAGUGAAAACACAGAAGCUUUAAGGGCACAAAGUUUAAAUGUGUUGUUGGGAAGAAAUUUGUGUAACACAGAAAACAGCUGAUUGUCCAGAUGUGAACACUACCUGUGAAGAUAACUUUGGUAACUAAAAUCUUAUGUGGUGGUGAAAUGUGUGAAAUCAGUGUUAUGUACCUUACACAUCCUGUGUGCAUCUCCAGUUAAAUCCCACGAGCUGCUGUGUUUGAGGACCUACAUGCUGCCCAUCGUGGAACGUUGUGGUUUCAAUAUUCUAGAUUCAAAAUAACCUUUGAAUCUGUACUUCCUGUUUGUGUUUGUUUUAUAUGUCGCUAGCCCUCCCACGUGCCUCAAUAAAGUCUGGAUUC
Molecule: messenger RNA, 3670 nt
Organism: Nothobranchius furzeri (turquoise killifish)
Lineage: Eukaryota; Metazoa; Chordata; Actinopteri; Cyprinodontiformes; Nothobranchiidae
Product: immunoglobulin superfamily containing leucine-rich repeat protein 2
Molecular function (GO): protein binding
Source: RefSeq, a predicted model, not a curated record